Molecule: messenger RNA, 3584 nt
Organism: Rhincodon typus (whale shark)
Lineage: Eukaryota; Metazoa; Chordata; Chondrichthyes; Orectolobiformes; Rhincodontidae
Gene: dcun1d3
Product: defective in cullin neddylation 1 domain containing 3
Exons: 4
Coding region: 622-1575 (317 amino acids)
Biological process (GO): protein neddylation; positive regulation of ubiquitin-protein transferase activity
Cellular component (GO): ubiquitin ligase complex
Molecular function (GO): cullin family protein binding; ubiquitin conjugating enzyme binding; ubiquitin-like protein binding
Source: RefSeq, a predicted model, not a curated record
CAACGUCAUGGCGUCACUGUUGUCUGACCGCAAGGUUUGAUGAGGUAAUGCGCAGACGGAAAGCUGGCUGCCCGGCGCAGUAGGAAGUGAUGAGGGGAAGUUUCUGUCUCCUCAAAUUAUCCGCGGAACGGUGGCCGUUUCUCCGUCCGUGCCUUUCGCGAAAAGCCGAACGUUAGUGUCCGUCCGGGGUGACUAUGCCUCUGAAAAGGUCGGGUUGCCCGGCCGUGAUGAUGUCGUGAGAAGGCCCGGCGCCUUUCCUGCCUUUCCUCUCUCCGAGGCCAAGGGAAGCCCGUCGUUGUUUCAGUGCCUUCGCGCAAACCUCUGACUCCUCACCCUGAAUUAAUAUUCAAAAACUCUACAGCCGUCUGCUUUUCAAACUUGCUCUCCCGGAAAACAGGAUGAUGGCUUGAUCACGUUUCAUGUUAUUUAGUUUCGUGUGCUGAUGUCGUAACUGUGUGUGUACAACAAACCGAUAUGCUACAGAGACCAUCUGUAACUGCCACGUUUAUUUCUUUUCUUCUUAAACAGCAUUCCUGAUGCCAAGUUGAAGUGUAUGGAGCAGCAGGAGCAGCGACGGAGUGUCACUGGAAGGGGACUGCUUUAGAGCUGCAGUUGAGAAACAUGGGCCAGUGUGUCACCAAGUGCAGAAACCCCCCUUCAUCUCUGGGCAGUAAAACUGGAGAUAAAGAAUCUGGGAGCAAAUCACAUGUUAAGAAAGCUGCCAGCCCUGGUGAAGAAUUUAGCUCAAUGUGUGCAAAGGCUUCUGGUGAUAUACUUGCCAAUGGAACAAAGAAAACUGAUGUAGUGGAAUCAACCCAGCCCCAACUUGCUCACUCUGGAGACAGUAAAAAAGAAGAAUCAAUUUCAUGUCGUGAGGAGUUCUCGCUUAAGCGAGCUGAAGAAUUGUUUAGCAGGUAUAAAGACGCUCAUGAGGACGCAAUCUUAGAGGAGGGCAUGGAGUGGUUUUGCAAUGACCUUUCUGUGGAUCCUACUGAGUUCAUAGUGUUGUUGUUAGCGUGGAAAUUUCAAGCAGCUACUAUGUGCAAGUUUACCAGGAAAGAAUUUGUCGAGGGAUGCAAAGCAUUAAAUGCAGACAGUAUUGAUGGAAUCCGUGCCAGGUUCCCAAGCCUUAUGAAUGAAGCCAAAGUUGAGGACAAGUUCAAGGAUUUGUAUCGAUUUACGUUUCAGUUUGGGCUGGACUCUGAGGAAGGUCAGCGAUCGUUACGGAGGGAAAUAGCUGUUGCUCUUUGGAAACUGGUGUUCACACAAAACGUACCUUUCAUAUUGGACCAGUGGUUGAGCUUCUUAACUGAAAACCCACCCGGAAUAAAGGGAAUCUCUCGAGAUACGUGGAAUAUGUUCUUAAAUUUUAUUCAGGUGAUAGGUCCCGAUCUUACAAACUACAGCGAAGAUGAAGCCUGGCCAAGCCUGUUUGACACAUUUGUAGAGUGGGAAAUGGAGAGACGAAGAAAAGAAGGGCUGGCUGAAGAAGCAUUACACUUAGUUACAGAGGCUGCAAAUGUGGAAAUGUUAGGACAAAUCGCUACAGACUACCAAGUAACAGAUGAUGAGUAGUGAGCAAUAACAGAAAUGACAGCGUAUGUAGUUUACUGCUCCUCACCACCCUCAAUUGCCUUGUUGCUAAAAGGGCUACAAGAUGCUGUAAUAAUUUAUAGGCACUUUUUAAGCAAUUGGGUAAUACCUUUUUUAAAAUGCUUGUUCACAAAAGUAUGCAGUAAUUCACUAGUUGCCCUAAUAAAAGCAGCAUCCGUUUCAGCCUUUGAAUACUACUAGUGUGAAGUAGUUUGACAUCGUUAUUGCAGAGUUUUGUCUUUGCUUCUAUAAUUGUGGUGUUUUAUGGAAUUCCUUGGUUUAAAAAAAGGCAAAUAGUGCCAGAGCUCAUUUCGACAAAGUGAAUGAGCGAGGUGGGGGGGUGCUGCUGUGUGUGAUGCUGCUCGUAGCAGUGGAAACAGUAUAAAAUGAAAGACAGUAUUAAACAUUUACCAAUUUACUGAUCAAGAAUUGGAGAGGUGUUGUGGCAUUCAAAGUGCAAGACUCCUGCAGUUCUUCAAGCAGCCAUGCAGUUUUUCAGUAUAUCGAGCUGGUAGCUGGGUUAGCACUGUGCUGUUGUAUGUACGCUGUAUACUGCGCAAGGUUUCGGGGUUUGCAGUACAUGUACACAGAUCACGUGUGCGCUCAUCUCUGUAAAGUUUGUUUCCUUGUGUGUGCCUGAUAAACACCUCGUUCUUUCAAAGUCCCCCCAGAUAAAAUCACAGUGAUCUGGAAUCUCUAUCUAAAAAGCAUUGUGUUUCAGCUUGUUAAGUUUACAAUCCAUUGUUACAAUUGAGAUAGUGCGACUGGUUUGCACACAUGAUGAUAUUCACCAAAACCAGUUCACUUUGGGGCACACAAUGUGCAUUUGUGUAGAUUGCACCUGCAGGUACCAUAAAUGCCCCAUUGAUUAUUUUAUGCCUCAAUCAUGAACUCAGUCAUGAGUUCAACGACGUACCUUUCUGAAUAAAAUCUUAUCUGUGGCUGCCUUAGCAUCUCACUGGAGGGAACAUCAUUGCUACCAGGGUAUGUCAAGGUGGCUUGCUCACAAAGCUGAUUGCACUAUUUUCAGUCCUGGCACAGAUUUAACACCGUGUAUUCACGAAGCAAUAGGCAGCAGGGCAUAAAGGAAUGGGAUCAGUCCUGCAAAUACUGUUGCCUUAACUAAAAUCAACUGAAAUGUGAUUUAUUUUUUCUUGAAUUUAUUACUGAACUACAGCUUUUUAUUAAUCUGAGGUUUGGCUUUUUUUCCUCCAGUGUCCAUUGAAGUUUUGUGAAAAUUCAAAAAUGUCCAUUUUACUGUAUUUUUGUUACAAGAGAAAUUUAUAGUUGAGUGACAUGUGGAAGUGUGCUUGUGACCCUACAUGUCCUAUUGCAUUCUGCAACCUUUGGUGUGUUACAUCUGUUGUGUAUCUCUUACUGAUUUUUACAAAUGUAUCAGACGACUGGUUUCUAGCUUAAAACAGGAGAAAAAAAGACUUUUUCUAUUUUAAUUUUGCUCUCCUUCAAAGUUAUUCCAGGACUUUGGACCUUGUCUGACUGUCCUGUUUGGAUAACAAAAUCUUCUGUCCUUGGAUUUUACACAGAAUUGACUACCCUGAAUUUUCUGUAGCAGGAUUACAAAUUUAAUUCUUAAAACUCUGGUAUAUAAUCUGUGCAUUUAGCUUGUGCUACAAUGUAUAUUUUAUAGGAUAAGUUUUGGUGCUUUCACUUCUGGGCUGCAGUUCUGUGGUCUGUGGGGUUGUUGUGAGUCUUGAUGGUUUGUUUAGUUGUGUUGCCAUACUUAAGAUGCUUUCAUUUCUCUUUCUGAAAUUUCCUGUCCCACCCUUACAUCACUUGUAGGUAAUUUACUGAAAUGAACAACGUUUUGCUAAUGGUGUGUUUCUACCAAUACACUGUCUUGUUACCAUCAAUUGUACAUUUUAUGUAUUCAGAUAUUGUAUAAAUAAUGGAUUUAUUUAAAGUUGAAAUGCUUUGUAUGUUUUACGUACUGAUUAUUUUCCAAUUAAAAGAGUCAAUUGCAUUCUUAGCAA